Messenger RNA from Megalobrama amblycephala (Wuchang bream), 2275 nucleotides. RefSeq names its product pleiomorphic adenoma gene 1 (gene plag1). The transcript is spliced from 3 exons. The record is from RefSeq and is a predicted model, not a curated record. The coding region runs from base 239 to 1399 and encodes 386 amino acids. Lineage: Eukaryota; Metazoa; Chordata; Actinopteri; Cypriniformes; Xenocyprididae.
CUGCUGGAAAGAGGGGAAAGCAAACAAUUUUUAGGCCCGCCGCGUCUAGCAAAAAAUAUGAGAAAAAAAUUAUUAAAAAUCCGGGAAAUAGUUGAAAGUCAAGAAAAAUACCCUAGAAAGGAUGUUAACGCUCCUACGGGCCUUGCGUCUCUGCUGUGUUGAUUUGGGCUUUUACGCGCUCUCUGUGCUGGGACGUAUCACUCGUGUCCUCCGCAUGGCUUGCUGUCGCUAGGUUGCCAUGGCAACAGUACCUCCCAACGACUGCCCCGGCACGGCAGAACACUGUCGAGUGAGGAAGAGGAGAGUCGAGGGGAAAGUGAGGAAGAACUUCUCCUGUCAGUUGUGCGAGAAGGCCUUCAACAGCUUGGAGAAGCUGAAGGUCCAUUCGUACUCCCACACAGGGGAAAGGCCGUAUCGCUGCACACACACUGACUGCACCAAGGCCUUCGUCUCCAAGUAUAAACUCCUACGGCACAUGGCCACACACUCGCCAGAAAAGACACACAAGUGCAGCUACUGCGAGAAGAUGUUCCACCGUAAAGAUCACCUGAAGAACCACCUCCACACACACGACCCCAACAAGGAGGCUUUCAGCUGCACGGAAUGCGGCAAGAGCUACAACACCAAACUUGGCUUCCGAAGGCACCAAGCCCUUCACGCUGCUCACCGUGGAGACCUCACCUGCCAGGUGUGUCUGCAGUCGUACCCAAGCACUCCCCUGCUGCUGGAGCACCUACGGGGACAUGCGGGGAAAAGCGCUACCGCGACUAAGGAGAAGCGACAUCAGUGCGAACACUGCGAACGGCGCUUUUACACCCGCAAGGAUGUGCGACGCCACCUGGUUGUGCAUACGGGACGCAAGGACUUCCUGUGCCAGUACUGCGCCCAGCGAUUCGGCCGCAAGGACCAUCUUACCCGCCAUGUUAAGAAAAGCCACGCUCAUGAGCUGCUGAGGGUUAAGGCGGAGCCUGUCGAUUUGAUGGAGUCACAAUCCUCGCCAGCAUCCGGGCCACUCACCCUAAGGUAUCCACUAGGUCAUGCUUCUUACUCGCCACCGCCGCCCUUGAGGGCGGAGCUCGAAAGCUAUCUCCUGGAGCUACAGGCUGAAGAUACACCCAAGCUGAGUGCUUCCGCCACGGUGACCGGAGAGACGACGUCGUCCCUGGACUUUCUGUCUCCACUGUUUAAUUUUCUGCCUUACAACCAGGGAGCGGGGCCUACUUUGGGAGUGGCUUACAGCCAGGAGGAGGGGCUACUGGCCACACCCAUCCAAGACACGCCAGAGCCUCUUAGCCUCCUUCACACAAUCUCACACUCACAAAGCACUCCGAGUUACACACAUCCACCAUCUCUGAAUACAACCACCACCCUGCCUCGCUUCCACCAAGCCUUCCAGUAGCCCAAACACUUAUGGUUUUUGUCGCACUUUUAUGUUUAUCAUCAACUUAGCUCUUAAUCAAAUUCGAACAAGCACAGAGUCCAACAAAUCUUGCCAAAAUAUCCGCGUUUUGAAGGAAAGUCUUGAGGACACUAUCAUUACAGAUGCAUUACUCGUUUUAUGUUUUAUCUAGAGGAGUUUACUGUAUCUGAACAUUAAAGCCCUGGGUAUACUUCGUCUUUUUACACAUACGCUAGUGUACGUGCACCGUCUGCAUGGAGCAUACAUGGUUGCCACCUUGUGGCUAAACUAAUUACUGCAAAAAAAAUUCAAUGUGCGUGUGCGGUUACAAAAAUCCAGCGGUGCGCGUACUCUUCUGAUGAUGAAAUUCGCAUCACACGCACCCUCGCGUAUGCGUAAAAAGUGAAGUAUACUUUGGGCUUAAGAAGCAGAGCUCAGUUUGCAGUGACGUUUAGCUCUGAAAAUGCCGACAGAGAUAGAGAGUGCGUAGUUUUAAUGUCCUCUCAUUAACACUAGUGGUUUUGAAGUUCCAUCAAAGCUAAAAGAUAAUUCAUCUAAUGUUGUUUCCAUCUCUUUGUUUGUUGUAUGGCUCAUGAACUGUUGGGUACUGAACUACCAGCGUUUUCAACUAUUUACAGCCAAAGGCAACCAAAACCUUCAUAGCUAUAGAGAGGAAGGAGACGAAGGCUCAUCUCGUUUAUGUUUUUUUUUUUUUUUUUUUUUUUUGAUGGCUGUUUGCCUUCAUGCUGCUGCUCGUUGUAAGGGCCUCAAAGGACACCAGCGCAGGAAUGCUUCACAAUUCACACCAACAAAGGGAAAGAAGGACGAAGAAUCACACACUUACUCUGUUCUCUCUCUUACUUUAUUCAACCUCAU